UUUCGUCUAAAUGGGAUGCACAAGGCUGGAGACAUGGUUCUAGGUGGGCUGUUUCAAAUCCACUUCUUUUCUGCCUAUCCUGACUUGUCUUUUACCUCAGAGCCACAGCAUCCUACCUGCCAUGGUUUUGAUGUUUUAGGAUUCAGACAGGCCCAGACCAUGGCCUUUGCUGUUGAUGAGAUCAACAGAAACUCCAACCUGCUACCUAAUGUAACUCUGGGAUACAGCCUGUAUGAUAACUGCCUCCAACUAGGAAUUGGUUUCCGUGGGGCUCUGUCCUUAGCCAGUGGUCAAGAGGAUCAAGUGACACUGGAUGAUGCCUGUGUAGGAACCCCUCCAGUCCUAGGGAUUGUGGGUGAUUCUUCCUCUACACGUUCUAUUGCAAUCUCCACUGUCUUAGGCUUGUACAGAGUGCCUAUGGUGAGUUAUUUUGCCACAUGUUCCUGUCUGAGUGACCGGCAAAAGUUUCCAUCCUUCUUCAGGACGAUCCCGAGUGAUGCUUUCCAGGUGCGUGCUAUGAUUCAGAUUCUUAAACGCUUUGGCUGGACUUGGGCCGGUCUGCUCAUCAGUGAUGAUGAUUAUGGAGUCCAUGCUGCCAGAUCCUUCCAAAGUGACCUGGCACCAUCUGGUGGAGGUUGUCUGGCCUACACAGAGAUUCUGCCCUGGGGCGACAACCCAGAUGAACUAAGGAGAAUAGUGGAUGUGAUGAAGGAAUCCACAGCUCAUGUGGUCAUUGUGUUUGCACAUGAGAGUCACAUGAUUAACCUCAUGGAAGAGGUCGUGAGGCAGAACGUGACAGGCCUGCAGUGGAUGGCCAGUGAAGCCUGGACAUCAGCUGCUGUGCUGCAGACCCCCGACCUCAUGCCGUACCUGGGUGGAACACUGGGCAUUGCCAUCCGUCGAGGAGAAAUAUCAGGACUAAAGGAUUUUCUGAUACAAUUACGUCCUGAGCUCCACUAUAACAACAGCUAUGGGAAUAGUGUGGUAAAUCAGUUUUGGGAAUACACGUUUCAGUGUAGAUUUGCACCACCUCCAGCAGGUUGGAUGGAAGCUGGAGGAACGUUAUGCACUGGACAGGAAAAGCUGGAGAAUGUGGAGACUGAGUUCUUGGACAUUUCAAACCUCAGGCCAGAGUAUAAUGUGUAUAAGGCUGUGUAUGCUCUGGCUUAUGCCCUUCACGACAUGCAGCAGUGUGAGCCAGGGAGAGGACCUUUCAGUGGGCACGGCUGUGGGAAUUUGCAAAGACUGGAGCCAUGGCAGCUUGUGUAUUACUUGGGAAGAAUCAACUUCACCACACCAUUUGGUGAUCAAGUGUCAUUUGAUGAGAACGGUGAUGCCUUACCAAUAUAUGACAUCAUGAACUGGCUGUGGCUCCCUGAUGGAAGAACUGAAGUUCAGAAUGUGGGAGAAGUUAAGAAGUCCGCCUCCAAAGGUGAAGAACUCACACUUGAUGAAAACAAAAUCUUCUGGAACUUUGGAUCCAAACAGCCACCUCGGUCAGUGUGCAGUGAGAGCUGUCCUCCAGGUACACGCAUGGCCAGAAAGAAGGGGGAAGCCGAAUGUUGUUUUGACUGUAUCCCUUGUUCUGAGGGGGAAAUCAGCAACAGCACUGACUCCAUGGAGUGCACCAAUUGUCCAGAGGACUUCUGGUCCAGCCCCCAGCGUGACCACUGUGUUGCUAAGAAAACAGAGUUCCUCUCCUACCACGAGCCUCUGGGUAUCUGCUUGACAGCCACCGCAUUGCUGGGAACAUUUAUCUGUGCUACUGUCCUGGUCAUCUUCAUCUGUCAUCGCCAAACACCAGUAGUCCGUGCCAACAAUUCUGAACUCAGUUUCCAGCUGUUGCUGUCACUUAAGUUCUGUUUCCUGUGUUCACUGCUGUUCAUCGGCCGCCCCAGACCAUGGACAUGCCAGUUGAGACAUGUAGCGUUUGGCAUCAGCUUUGUGCUUUGUAUCUCGUGUAUCCUGGUGAAAACCAUGGUGGUUCUGGCAGUGUUCAGGGCCUCCAAGCCAGGAGGUGAAGCCAGUCUGAAGUGGUUUGGUUCUGUGCAGCAGAGAGGGACAGUUCUGGUUCUGACUUCUGUUCAAGCAGCAAUCUGCACCGCCUGGCUCGUCUCUGCUUCACCAGCUCCUCACAAAAACACUCAAUACCACAGUGACAAGAUAGUUUAUGAGUGUGUAGUUGGAUCCACGGUUGCUUUUGCAGUGUUACUUGGCUAUAUUGGUUUACUGGCUGUGCUCAGUUUUUUGUUAGCUUUUUUUGCAAGAAAUCUUCCAGACAGUUUCAAUGAGGCCAAACUCAUAACUUUCAGCAUGCUAAUAUUCUGUGCAGUGUGGGUGGCCUUUGUCCCUGCGUAUAUAAGCUCACCAGGCAAAUUUGCAGAUGUGGUGGAGGUAUUUGCCAUCCUGGCCUCCAGUUUUGGCCUCUUGGUGGCACUGUUUGGACCCAAGUGUUACAUAAUCCUGUUGAGACCAGAGAGGAACACGAAGAAAGCCAUCAUGGGUCGAGGAAUGGAGUCAUAA
Messenger RNA from Scophthalmus maximus (turbot), 2523 nucleotides. RefSeq names its product extracellular calcium-sensing receptor-like. Gene Ontology annotation, molecular function: G protein-coupled receptor activity. Gene Ontology annotation, biological process: G protein-coupled receptor signaling pathway. Gene Ontology annotation, cellular component: membrane. The coding region runs from base 16 to 2523 and encodes 835 amino acids. Lineage: Eukaryota; Metazoa; Chordata; Actinopteri; Pleuronectiformes; Scophthalmidae. The transcript is spliced from 9 exons. The record is from RefSeq and is a predicted model, not a curated record.